Messenger RNA from Myxocyprinus asiaticus (Chinese sucker), 3559 nucleotides. RefSeq names its product interactor protein for cytohesin exchange factors 1-like. Bases 163 to 1227 code for a protein of 354 amino acids. The record is from RefSeq and is a predicted model, not a curated record. The transcript is spliced from 9 exons. Lineage: Eukaryota; Metazoa; Chordata; Actinopteri; Cypriniformes; Catostomidae.
AAGGCUCUCUUUAGAGGCAACGUGUUAUUAACACUGUCUGACUUUACUGCUUAAUUUACUGCCUCUCUCUCCCUCUCUCUCUCUCUCUCUCGUUUCCUCACACCUUCAGUAUCCUCUCCAUUACAAGACUUUGCCGCUGAGAGAAUACAAGGCGAUGGUGCGAUGAGCCGCAGGAGGGUCUCUGUGAAGGACCUGGGGCAGGGCGACUGUCAGGGCUGGUUGUACAAAAGGAAGGAAAGCAAAGGUCUCUUGGGCUGGAGAUGGAAGAAGUUCUGGUUUGUGAUGAAAAAAUGUUCACUGUACUGGUACACAUCCGACAUGGCCGAGAAAGCCGAAGGCUACAUCAACCUGAGGGACUUCACUGUAGAUCAGGCUACUGAAUGCAGGAAGAAGUUUGUGAUAAAAGCGAGCCACCCCAACAUGGUGACACUCUACAUGGCAGCUGAGAAUCUGAAAGACAUGAACAAAUGGCUGACUAAACUCAAACAGGCUUCAAAUGAACCCGAGCCCACAGACUCAACCAAUGGAGAGUGCUACAGUGAGGAGAGUGAUGAUGAUGAUGAUGAAGCAGACACAACUGAUAUGUGUGCAGAGUACAUGGAUCAGCUGACCCCUUGCUCUCUGCAUGGUUGUCUCCCGCCUCCCUGCUCAUCUUCGUCUCCGUGUCAGGACAUUUUCCCGCUGGUGUCUGGGGUGUGUAAGCGCACAGAGACUCAGAGUGCAGACAGCGAGUCUUGGCUGGAGCUCAGCUCAGAGGACAACCCCAUCCUCAGAAUACAGGAGCUCAAAGGAGAUGACUGCCCACCUUCUGAUGAGAUGGAGAUGCUGUAUCUUCACCUCAAACACGCAAGAUUAUCUCCCACAGGAGCCCUGCAGCCAAUUACCAAACGCGACUUCAGAUCCUCUUUCAUCAGACGCUGUAAAGACGAGAGCAUUAAUGACAAGCUGCACCUCAUCCGAACUCUCAACAGCACUCUAAAGGCUAAGGAGGCCAAUCUGCAGGCCAUAGAGCAAGUUUUGAGUGAACCCUCUCUGAACGUUUCCAAAUACAGACAGUGGCGAGAUGCUAAUGUGCUCUUACUCCAGGAGAUCUGUGAGAAACACAAAACCGCUGUGGAGCCACAGGUCCAGAAACCUCUGGUUCAAAAUCAACCCCAGCAUCAGUCUGUCUUUGGCUCAAAUGCUGCAUUCCCUGUCAUCUCCAUGUACACAGAGACCAGCCUGUGAACAUGAGAGGCUGAUUUCCGAGGUUUAACAUGGAGGAAAAACACUCAGAAACCAAUUGUGCCUUGUGUGAAGAUGAACAAAGAACCGAAUAACAUUGACAGGACAGGAGCAUGAAAUGUCAAGAGCUGGUUUCCUUGAUACAUGAAGCUCGACUGCCUCAAACACUCCACACAGAUAAUUUUACACUGAUAUAUAUAUAUAUAUAUAUAUAAAACUACUGAACUUUUUUUUUUUUCUUCAGAUGUGUGCUUUUUCUGUGAGUUUGUAGAUAUGCUGUAAUGCCUUAACUAGUUCAGCUGUUGGAAAUUAAAUUGUGCAUUUUUGAAGGUAUUUUGGAGAUUUAGUUUGAUCUAUGAAUUUGAUCACUGUGGAUUGAGAUUGGAACAAUAUAGUUUAUAGUUUGACUUAAAAGUAGUCUAAAUGUUAAUUUCACCAAAUUGUGGAUUUUAGACAGGACAAACACUAUGUUUACACACAUCUUGUUCAGCUUUAGCAUUACCCAAUCACACCAUUCUGCACACACACAAACACACACAUCUAUGGUCAAUUCUUCCUUCCAUUCUAAAGCUUGUUAAUAUUUGAUCUUUUUAGGAGUGUAAAAGCCUUCUGUUUAUAUAUUGUAUUGUAUAUAUUGUUUAUAACAUGACGGUUCACUUUAGAUGUACAUAUUUAAGCAUAUUUCUAUGGUAUAAGUAUACAGGUGCUGGUCAUAUAAUUAGAAUAUCAUCAAAAAGUUGAUUUAUUUCACUAAUUCCAUUCAAAAAGUGAAACUUGUAUAUUAUAUUCAUUCAUUACACACAGACUGAUAUAUUUCAAAUGUUUAUUUCUUCUAAUUUUGAUGAUUAUAACUGACAACUAAGGAAAAUCCCAAAUUCAGUAUCUCAGAAAAUUAGAAUAUUGUGAAAAGGUUCAAUAUUGAAGACACCUGGUGCCACACUCUAAUCAGCUAAUUAACUCAAAACACCUGCAAAGGCCUUUAAAUGGUCUCUCAGUCUAGCUCUGUACGCUACACAAUCAUGGGGAAGACUGCUGACUUGUCAAUGGUUGUCUUUUGGACAACUGUCACGUUGCACAAGGAGGGCAAGACGCAAAAGGUCAUUGCAAAAGAGGCUGGCUGUUCACAGAGCUCUGUGUCCAAGCACAUUAAUAGAGAGGCGAAGGGAAGGAAAAGAUGUGGUAGAAAAAAGUGUACAAGCAAUAGGGAUAACCGCACCCUGGAGAGGACUGUGAAACAAAACCCAUUCAAAAAUGUGGGGGAGAACCACUACGCACAGACGUAUGCAAGACAUGGGUUUCAGCUGUCGCAUUCCUUGUGUCAAGCCACUCUUGAACAACAGACAGCGUCUGAAGCGUCUCGCCUGGGCUAAAGACAAAAAGGACUGGACUGCUGCUGAGUGGUCCAAAGUUAUGUUCUCUGAUGAAAGUAAAUUUUGCAUUUCCUUUGGAAAUCAGGGUCCCAGAGUCUGGAGGAAGAGAGGAGAGGCACACAAUCCACGUUGCUUGAGGUCCAGUGUAAAGUUUCCACAGUCAAGUGAUGGUUUGGGGUGCCAUGUCAUCUGCUGGUGUUGGUCCACUGUGUUUUCUGAGGUCCAAGAUCAACGCAGCCGUAUACCAGGAAGUUUUAGAGCACUUCAUGCUUCCUGCUACUGACCAACUUUAUGGAGAUGCAGAUUUCAUUUUCCAACAGGACUUGGCACCUGCACACAGUACCAAAGCAACCAGUAUCUGGUUUAAGGACCAUGGUAUCCCUGUUCUUAAUUGGCCAGCAAACUCGCCUGACCUUAACCCCAUAGAAAAUCUGUGAAGAGGAAGAUGCAAUAUGCCAGACCCAACAAUGCAGAAGAGCUGAAGGCCACUAUCAGAGCAACCUGGGCUCUCAUAACACCUGAGCAGUGCCACAGACUGAUCGACUCCAUGCCACGCCACAUUGCUGCAGUAAUUCAGGCAAAAGGAGCCCCAACUAAGUAUUGAUUGCUGUACAUGCUCAUACUUUUCAGUUGGCCAAGAUUUCUAAAAAUCCUUUCUUUGUAUUGGUCUUAAGUAAUAUUCUAAUUUUCUGAGAUACUGAAUUUGGGAUUUUCCUUAGUUGUCAGUUAUCAAAAUUAAAAGAAAUAAACAUUUGAAAUAUCAGUCUGUGUGUAAUGAAUGAAUAUAAUAUACAAGUUUCACUUUUUGAAUGGAAUUAGUGAAAUCAACUUUUUGAUGAUAUUCUAAUUAUAUGACCAGCACCUGUAUAGUGCAGUACAAUAUUGCAUAACUAUCUGAUUUAACUGUGUAGAUUUUUUUUUUUUUAUAUUUUUGGAAUAACUGUGCAAAAGGGAAUUAAAAAUGG